GUAGCCUACAUAUUUUUAUAUGACCGCAAAGCUGUAGACCUAUGAAUAAAUAAAGGUAUUUCGAUAAAUAUGUUUUUUUUUUCUUCUUCAUUUAUUUGGCUCAAAAGUUGACAAUGUUAGCAAGACGCGUCGCACAUCUGACGUUUGAAAACCAAGACGAGAAACGAAAGCGAAAGUAAACCGGUCCGGGGAACUGAUCACGGGUCCGUCGGGGAUCGGUGAACUUCUGCUGAUCUUUUCUGAGAUAUCUUAUCAACAUGAGCUGCGAUCAGGACGCAGAGACGCGUCACAUUCUGGACUGUUUCAGAGACAGACUGAAGCGACUCGUUCAGGUCGAGCCACUUCUGGAUCUGCUGCAUUUCCUCGAACCGGAUCGAAAGGACCGGAUUAAAGCCAAGUUUCGUGAGGAGGGGAACAUAAGCGCCGCGGCACUUCUGCUUGACGAGAUUAUUCACUCUAAAAACUGCGAGCAGGGAUGGUCGAGAGAGCUGAUCACCGCGCUGGAGACCGUCGGGUGCAAACACGCCGCAAAGUACGUGCUGAACAGCCCACCGGAGCCCACAGAGGAGGCCGAGAACGACAGCUGCGUCCGGCUGAUCGACCUCCUGCAGCUCACGCUGGUCAACAUGAAGACCGCAGACAUGUGCGCACACUGCCGCGCGCUGGGGCUCCUGACGCUGGAGGACCAGGAGAACAUUCUGAAACUCACAGAGAAUCAAGGGAACAUAGGUGGCGCUCGGCUGCUCCUCAAAAGGCUGGUGAAAAACGAAGCUGGCUGGUUUUCCAAAUUCCUUCAGGCUCUGGAGGACACCGAGCACCACGAGCUGGUGCGCGAGCGGCGGGGAGAGCCGUGUAAUGAGGACGAGGCCAUGUCAGUCGAGACUGUUGAAGAGGGUGAACAGUCAUGUUCGGAGACUAUGCCGGUUCUCCCUCCCGUUCUCUCAGCGAACAGCUCGCUUCUGUCAGAGGAUCUGGACAGCAGUGUGGACAGCAGCGGUCUGGGUGCAUGUGCUGACAAUGAAGAGGUCGACAUGUACAAAGAAGGUGAGGAGGAAGAUCUCACAGAGGAUGAUGAUCCGUCAGAGGAACGCAAGAGGGAUAUUGUACUGCGUGACUAUCAGAUGGAGGUGGCGAGACCAGCUCUGGAGGAAAAGAACAUCAUCAUCUGCCUCCCUACAGGAAGUGGGAAAACCAGAGUUGCUGUGUAUAUCACUAAGGAACAUUUGGAGAGGAGGAAGCAGAUGGGACAACCGGGGAAAGUUGUUGUUUUGGUCAACAAGGUUCCCCUGGUCGAGCAGCACUACAAGGCCGAGUUUGGGCGGUUUCUGAAGCACCAGUACUCAGUGGAGCGGGUCAGCGGAGCCUCGCAGCUCAAAAUCUCCUUCCCACAAAUCAUGGAGCAAAACGACAUCAUCAUCUGCACAGCACAGAUUCUGGAAAACUCUUUGGCCAAAGCCAAGAACGGCGACGAGGACGGGAUCAAAUUAUCACAGUUCACUCUGAUGGUUAUUGACGAAUGCCAUCACACGAAGAAGGGCGGUGUGUAUAACCACAUCAUGAUUCGCUACCUGAAACAGAAGCACCAGAACCAGCUAUUGAAGAAGCAGGAGAAGAGUCCAGUUGCGCUUCCUCAGAUUCUGGGUCUGACGGCCUCACCUGGUGUGGGAGGAGCGAUGAGCCAGCAGAGAGCGGAGGAACACAUUCUCCAGAUCUGUGCAAACUUGGACGCCUUCACAAUAAAAACAAAGACUUUCGAAGAAGAGGAGGCCAAAACACCAUACAAAAGGAUUGCAAGAGCAGAAGAGAGGAAGGAGGACCCGUUUGGAGACGUGAUCAAGAAGAUAAUGGAUGAAAUCCACGAGCAAGCUGACCUGAAGCCCCUCUGUGAGCCCGGCACACAAAAUUACGAACAGUGGGUCGUACAGAAAGAGCAGAACGCUGCUAAGGAGGAGAAUCAGAAGGUGCGCGUGUGCGCCGAACAUCUCCGCCAAUACAACGAGGCUCUUUAUCAGAGCAACACCAUACGCAUGUCAGACGCCUUCCGCUUCCUCAACAAAUAUCACAACGAAGAGCUCAAGACCAAAUCCAGCCCCGAUGAGGAAGGCACUGUUACAAUCACAGACACUGAGCGAUUCCUCUUCACUUUGUUCAAAGACAAUAAAGCAAAGCUGCAGGAGUUGAUGGGAAAGCCGCAGUAUGAAAACAACAAUCUGGCCCAACUGAAAACCAACAUCCUGAAGGAAUUCAGCACCAGAGAGAGAGCGAGAGGCAUCAUUUUCACCCGGACCCGCCUCAGCGCCAUCGCUCUCUGCCAGUGGAUUCAAGAAAACCCCAAGUUUGAUGAAGUGGGAGUCAGUGCCAGCUAUCUGAUCGGUGGAGGAGAUCAGAGCGUGGUGAAACCGAUGACUGCUGCAGAGCAGAAGGACGUGCUGAACAAGUUUCGUGAUGGCCAAAUCAAUCUGCUAAUAGCCACCACUGUAGCAGAAGAGGGUUUGGACAUCGCCGAAUGUAAUUUCGUCAUACGCUAUUGCCUUGUGACCAAUGAGAUCGCCAUGAUUCAGGCCCGUGGUCGAGGAAGAGCAGAGGACAGUAGUUACACGCUGGUGGCGGAGGCAGGAUCUGGGGUGGCAGAGAGAGAGAGUGUUAACGAAUACCGGGAGAAAAUGAUGAGCAAAGCCAUCGCCAAAGUGUGCAAGAUGAAUCGAGCCGACUACGAGAAGAAAAUCAGAGAGUUUCAGAUGCAGGCCAUAAUGGAGGAGAAGGUGAAGAUAAAGAAGAAACUGCAGAAGGGAAUGAUGAAGGAACCGCCAUCUAAAAUCAGCCUGAGCUGCAGGCAGUGCAGUGUGUUUGUGUGCUCUGGAGAAGACAUUGAGAAGAUUGAGAACAUGCACCAUGUCAAUGUCACUCCGCAAUUUAGUGAGCUGUUUAUAGUCCGAGAGAAUGCAUCACUACAGGAGAGACUCCUGGACUAUGAGACCAAUGGAGUCAUUGCGUGCAAAAACUGUGGACUGCAAUGGGGCUCAAUGAUGCUGUAUAAGAGCAUUGAGUGUCCCUGCCUCCAUAUCAAGAACUUUGUGGUCACGUACGGCUCCAAGAAGAAGACAUUCAGCAAAUGGAGCGAGUUGCCCAUAAAGUUCCCUGCGUUUGAUUACACUCAACACGCUGAUCUCCUCGUAGAGGACUCGGGGGAAGAAGAAGACAUGGAAACUGACUAAAAAUAAAGAGCAGAAGAUUUUCAAACUCAUCUCUGACACAUUCAAUCAGAUGUCAUAACCUGGAAAACGAUUCAUCUACCAAGUCUAUUCUAUUAAAAGCACUUGCACUACUCAACAUGAUGUGGCUCAAUGGAAGCUGUUAUUUCUAUCAUUUAUUUCAUCUCUAGUGGCACUUUUGAAAUUGUGAUUCUAAUGCACUUUUUAUCUCACAAUUCUGAGUUUACAUCUUGCAAUUGUGGAAGCACAGUGAAGCUGUGCAAUGGCAGUCUGUGACAAAUACUGAUUUUGUGUUUUGAGAAUGUCCGUGUAUUUAGAUUUGCCUCUAGAGAAUAUGGUACAUUGUGUUAUUUGGAGUAAAUACAUUAAAAUGACCCUUUUUGUGUCAUCU
Sinocyclocheilus rhinocerous is the source of this 3603-nucleotide messenger RNA. RefSeq names its product interferon-induced helicase C domain-containing protein 1-like. The record is from RefSeq and is a predicted model, not a curated record. The transcript is spliced from 16 exons. Gene Ontology annotation, cellular component: cytoplasm. Lineage: Eukaryota; Metazoa; Chordata; Actinopteri; Cypriniformes; Cyprinidae. Gene Ontology annotation, molecular function: DNA binding; zinc ion binding; single-stranded RNA binding. Gene Ontology annotation, biological process: antiviral innate immune response; MDA-5 signaling pathway. Bases 258 to 3215 code for a protein of 985 amino acids.